Messenger RNA from Suncus etruscus (white-toothed pygmy shrew), 1019 nucleotides. RefSeq names its product SRY-box transcription factor 3 (gene SOX3). Gene Ontology annotation, molecular function: DNA-binding transcription factor activity, RNA polymerase II-specific; RNA polymerase II cis-regulatory region sequence-specific DNA binding. Bases 1 to 957 code for a protein of 318 amino acids. Gene Ontology annotation, biological process: negative regulation of transcription by RNA polymerase II; anatomical structure morphogenesis; positive regulation of transcription by RNA polymerase II. The transcript is spliced from 3 exons. Lineage: Eukaryota; Metazoa; Chordata; Mammalia; Eulipotyphla; Soricidae. The record is from RefSeq and is a predicted model, not a curated record.
AUGUACAGCCUGCUGGAGACUGAGCUCAAGAACCCCGUGGGGCCGCCCACCGCCGCGGCGGGUGCGGGCGGCCCGGGAGCGGCGGGCGCGGCUGGCAAGAGUGGCGCGAACGCAGGCGACCGGGUGAAGCGGCCCAUGAACGCCUUCAUGGUGUGGUCCCGCGGGCAGCGGCGCAAGAUGGCCCUGGAGAACCCCAAGAUGCACAACUCGGAGAUCAGCAAGCGCCUGGGUGCCGACUGGAAACUGCUGACGGACGCCGAGAAGCGGCCCUUCAUCGACGAGGCCAAGCGCCUGCGCGCCGUGCACAUGAAAGAGUACCCGGACUACAAGUACCGGCCGCGCCGCAAGACCAAGACGCUGCUCAAGAAGGACAAGUACUCGCUGCCCGGCGGCCUGCUGCCCCCCGGCGCCGCCGCUGCCGCUGCCGCCGCCGCCGCCGCCGCCGCCGCCGCUAGCAGCCCGGUGGGCGUGGGCCAGCGGCUGGACACGUACCCGCACGUGAACGGCUGGCCCAACGGCGCGUACUCGCUGGUGCAGGAGCAGCUGGGCUACGCGCAGCCCCCCGGCAUGAGCAGCCCGCCACCGCCGCCCGCGCUGCCGCAGAUGCACCGCUACGACAUGGCCGGCCUGCAGUACAGCCCCAUGAUGCCGCCCAGCGCCCAGAGCUACAUGAACGCCGCGGCCGCCGCCGCCUCGGGCUACGGGGGCAUGGCCCUGGGCCCGAUGGGCGCCGUGGUGAAGACCGAGCCCAGCUCGCCGCCGCCCGCCAUCGCAUCGCACUCGCAGCGCGCGUGCCUCGGCGACCUGCGCGACAUGAUCAGCAUGUACCUGCCACCCGGCGGGGACGCGGCCGACGCCGCCUCGCCGCUGCCCGGGGGCCGCCUGCACGGCGUGCACCAGCACUACCAGGGUGCCGGGACUGCCGUCAAUGGCACGGUGCCGCUCACCCACAUCUGAGCACAGGGCCGGAGGGGAGCCCCGAGGCCCGCAACCCCCACACACCCUUUGCCCACCCCCCA